CAGAACCUCCCUCGACCGCCGUUAUUGAAGUGGCAGCCGUCCAUUGUCGAACAACAAGGUGCGCCGCUGUCAGACAAGGGUCCUGUCCAGUCGCCGUCCUCCAUAGCAGAGCGUUUUAACUUCCGGCAGCCAGCUUCCUCCCCGCGCGUCCGGACCUCCGGCAAUCAUUUUCGCCGGCCAUUAGUGAGGUCAGCGUCGUCUUCCAUUCGCGAGCGAUCACACCGGGUCUUGUUCGUUGGAGUUGCAGCCCGAGUCCCGUUUGAAUUUUCAAAGUCCGUUCGUUCGAUCCGAUUUUCCGAUAAUUCGUAUAUUCCCGAAGACGGUAACCUUUUGAAACCCCCUCGGUUAUUGCUGUUCAGAAUUAUAGCAAUCAUUUUCUUUUGUUCGUUGAAUCGUUUAGUUGGUUUUAAAGUUUUAUUUAUUCAUCGGUUC
Messenger RNA from Striga hermonthica, 432 nucleotides. The record is from the annotation of a GenBank genome assembly. Lineage: Eukaryota; Viridiplantae; Streptophyta; Magnoliopsida; Lamiales; Orobanchaceae.